AUGCAGCUUUUCAAUCCAGUUUAUCAUAGCUUCUCUGACUAUGUUGCUGCUCACACUAUGAGCAAUGAGUCUCAACUUUACGCCUACAUCUUGUGGGUGCUCGUCACGCUGGUAUUCCUCGUAAUUUCCAUCCUCCAUAUAUCAAGACGACGCUUUGGCGUUUUUGGCGCGAUCUGGAAUCGUUGGGCUAUGCGAAAGUCGAGGCGUCGGCCGUACAAGUUUCUAUCGACCAAACGACCAGACACUCCCGCGCGUCCUGCAUUCUUUCCUUCUAAUGGAUGCAUACUCGGUAUCGUCGCUUUGUUUACUGGCGUUGCAUCUCUCGCCCUAGUAGGACCUGAUUAUAUUGUUUUGUCUUCUUGGCGUAAAGAUACCAACUCAGCAAAUCAAUCCCCGCCUGUAUUCCACUCCCCCAAGCCUCCAGAUAAAUUGAUCGCAAAAUCUUGGUGGACUUCUGCUGGGAGGGCAGGCAUUCUUUCAUUCGCCCUUCUCCCCCUUUGCGUCGUGUUUGCUCUCAAGUCCUCGCCGUUUGCUCCCUUCUCUUGGCCCUUUGCAACUCAGCUACACUUCGACAAACUUGGAGUUUUUCACCGCUGGACAGCCCGGUUUAUAUGGCUUAUGACGACUUUGCAUGUUGCAUCGUGGAGUGUUCAAUUGUCUCGGGAUUGCAUUGGAUUGGGAGGAGAAUCUGCCUACGCAUAUGCCUGGCGAUAUGAAAGGUUUAUAUACGGCUGGUUGGCGUACGUAUUGCUGACCUCCAUCCUAGCACUUGCCGCAAAGGCUUUACGCAAGUCUCACUAUGAAGCUUUCUAUGCUAUCCACGUACUACUCGUUCCCUUGAUGUUAAUUACGUGCGCUCUCCACCAUCCACAGAUUUGGUGGUGGGCCUUGGGUACUCUAGGACUUUGGAUCACCGAACGAGUCUGGCGCUUAGGUCGAUAUCUUCUUCUCAACGGUUUUUACAGAAGAUGCGUCUGUUGGCGUAAAGAUUGGCACCUACGUCUCUUGUCUGUGGAUAGGGUCGAACCCUACACAUACCCUCCAGCACCCUUUCCGUUUACACGUCGCGAAAUGACUAUCCUUCCGACACCGUUCUGCCCACCACCCGGUUAUGCGCAUGCAGAACUCCUCGCUGGUGCCACCAUUCGCUUAACAUAUGCCAGUGUGACUCAAAUAAAGUGGGCGCCUGGACAACACUUUUUGAUUAAUAUUCCUUCUGUUUCCAAAUUCACAACGCAUCCGUUUACUACCUGCUCAAUAUUCCAACAGCCGUCCUCAGAGGAACGCUUGACUGUCAUCGUCUUUCUCGUACGUGCUAAAAAUGGCUGGACGAAAGAUUUAUGGGACACGGUUGCAUACCAUUGCAUUCGCGGACGGACAUUUAUACCUACGGAAUCGCCACCCCCUCAAACGUUCUUACCCUCAUAUGGUCUUUUAAUGAAAAUGAACAUUGAGGGUCCCUUUGGAAGUUCUGUUCGGGCAGCAUGGGGGUCAUAUUCUACCGUGGUUAUUGUAGUUGGUGGCUCUGGAGUUAGCUUUGGAAUGUCUGUCUUGGAACAUCUGUGUCGCUCCAUCUCUGGACGUGAUUUAGAACGAAGUCACCGACGGCUUGAUAACAAAUUUAAGACACAACGUGUCCGGUUUGUCUGGUUGGUUCGCGAAUUUGGCCAUAUUCAAUGGUGCGCUUCCGCUAUCAAACGCUGUAUGGCAUUGCUACCAGGAUCGGAAUUGGAGGUCAACGUCUUUGUCACCAAAGCUCAAGCGGCGCAUGGACCCUCGACACGCUUGCCAUCUGAGCCUCUUUCACUUGAAAGCACCGUACCUCCCCCUUCUCCGCAGUUUUCCCGCCACUCUUAUGGGGAGGCGCUGUUAACCUCCCCUAUAGAAAGUGUAGACUCCAUUCAGCCCGCUAACAGUGCGACAUACCUCAAUCAAGGAGAUGACGUGGGAACACACGACCUCGUGAACUUGACAAACUAUGAAGGGGAUCACGAGUUCGAAAUACCAGGUGAAAGCUCAUUGAACCAGCAUAUCAGGAAAGAAGGAAAGAUACGAAGAGCCAUUUCGAGAAAGCUUUCAAAUUCUGGACCGGUGGCCUCGACAUCCAAGAGAAUGUCUCUUAAUGUUGACCGCAUAGGAUCGGAUGACUCGUCCUCACCGCAAGCGUAUUUGUCUUCAGACAGCCAGCGACUUCGUUCAGGUGUUGACUUUGAUGUUUUUGUUUCUGAUCGGCGGUCACAAGACUUUCACCAAAGUGACCCAUUUCUGUCGCCCUCUACAUCUUCAAACUGGGCUCCCCCUUCGCAGCCGUGCUAUCCUUCUAGUACCGCCGAUCCGAAUCUACAUUUCCCGCCCCAACUUUUGUUGCCCUCGGACAUCAGCGAUAACAGAGCAUCUGUCGCUUCGCAGCUCUCACCGCAGCUUCCACCACCUUCGGACAGGUCAUCUAUACAUACAGAAAGUCACAUUGGAGUUCGCUUAGGGCAAGAAGAGGCUCGAGCUGUUUCCGUUGUCGCAGAGAACGUCCGACCUGGAAAGCCGAAGCUCGACAGGAUAUUGAGCUACGAGGUCCAGGAGGCGUGUGGACCUGUUUUGGUUGCUUGUUGUGGCCCGACCUCUCUUAAUGCUCUUGUGCGAGAGGUUGUCUCCAACCAGAUAAACCCGCAUGGUCAAGAUCGGGAUGGCAGAGGUUAUGUGGCGCUGAUAUCUGAAGAGUUCGAGUAUUGA
This is a messenger RNA of Laccaria bicolor S238N-H82, 2727 nucleotides long. RefSeq lists its product as uncharacterized. Gene Ontology annotation, cellular component: plasma membrane. The record is from RefSeq and is a predicted model, not a curated record. Gene Ontology annotation, biological process: copper ion import; iron ion transport; intracellular iron ion homeostasis. NCBI's taxonomy places the organism in Eukaryota, Fungi, Basidiomycota, Agaricomycetes, Agaricales, Hydnangiaceae. Gene Ontology annotation, molecular function: ferric-chelate reductase activity. The coding region runs from base 1 to 2727 and encodes 908 amino acids. The transcript has 4 exons.